Messenger RNA from Morchella importuna, 231 nucleotides. RefSeq lists its product as uncharacterized. The record is from RefSeq and is a predicted model, not a curated record. Lineage: Eukaryota; Fungi; Ascomycota; Pezizomycetes; Pezizales; Morchellaceae. The coding region runs from base 1 to 231 and encodes 76 amino acids. The transcript has a single exon.
AUGGCGCGCAGGGCGUCGCGGACGGCCGCGGCGUCGCUCUGGAAGGGGAACAUCUCCUCGAGGGCGACGUUGACGGUUGUGCCGGGGACGGGGGCGGAGGUGGCGGUCGCGAAGGAGGUGAUGAUGCGUGUGUUGUAUUCGGUGGCGAUGUCGAGGUUGUUGAUGAGGACGAGGAAGGAGAUUACUUUUGCGUCCGGGGGUGGGGAGGAGGCGGUGGCGCCCUUGGGGUAG